UCAUCUACACGAGAUUCCGCUUCGCCUCACUUCCUUCGCGAUGGUCAAGUAUUCAUCAUUGAUCGGGCUGCUAAAGCUAACAAAUUAAAUUGUUUCUUUCACUCUGUAUUCUCUCCUAAAGAAAACUUUAUCCAACAAUUGAAUACAGAAUCUACUUCUUCGACAUAUACCCAACUGUCUGAAAUCCAACUGACUAUAUCUGAAGUCGCAAAAAAUUUAAAGGGCUUAGAUCCAAACAAAGCGUGUGGUCCGGACAAUAUUGCCGGUAUGUUGUUGGUAAAAACAGCCGAUGCUAUUGCCCCAUCACUCUGUCGGCUUUUUAACCAAUCCUUAUCAGAAGGCUAUGUUCCUUUAUCUUGGAAGCGCGCAAACAUCACACCUGUGCAUAAGAAAGAUGAUCCAACUCUAGCAAUGAAUUAUAGACCAAUUUCAUUGCUAUGUAUCAUUUCCAAGGUUUUGGAGCGUUGCAUUUUUAAUCAUUGCUUUCCAUUUUUUAAAUCUCAUAUACAUAACCUUCAACAUGGAUUUAUCCAAGGUCGAUCAACAGUGACCCAGUUAUUGACAGUCUAUCAUGAUAUGUUGGAUACUUUAGCGAGCGGUCAGGAGGUGGACGUUAUACACCUGGAUUUUUCAAAGGCCUUUGAUAAAGUGUCGCACAACCUAUUAUUGAACAAACUUAACGGUCAUGGAAUCGGAGGUCCUCUCUUGCUAUCUUUCUCACAGGUGUCAACGUGUAAUGCUGGAGG
Molecule: messenger RNA, 746 nt
Organism: Paramuricea clavata
Lineage: Eukaryota; Metazoa; Cnidaria; Anthozoa; Malacalcyonacea; Plexauridae
Source: the annotation of a GenBank genome assembly